Drosophila nasuta is the source of this 781-nucleotide messenger RNA. Its product is annotated as salivary glue protein Sgs-3. The transcript is spliced from 2 exons. The record is from RefSeq and is a predicted model, not a curated record. NCBI's taxonomy places the organism in Eukaryota, Metazoa, Arthropoda, Insecta, Diptera, Drosophilidae. The coding region runs from base 149 to 391 and encodes 80 amino acids.
CAAACGCAACGGCAUUCGACGGCAGCCGUGCGAGGUUCAAGCAACAAAACAACAGCCAACCCAAAGCCACCCACAGCCACAGCCACAGCAAAUAGCAACACAGCAACACAGAAACCGAAAGUAGCAAAGUAGAGACGAAAGAGCAAAAAUGGGCAGCUGUUGCUCCAAGGAUUUGGAUGAUAAGCGCUCCUGGAGCCCUGAGGAGACCAAAAACGGCAGCACCACAUCGACAAUUAUAGCACAGCCCAUGGAUGAUGUGGGAAGCACGGGUGUUUUUACCUUGACACGUACCACAGCGAACACAACCACAACAACAACAACGAAAGCAGGCACAACGACGACAACAACAACAGAAACAGCAACAACAGCUGAUUCUCCUGCCCAGGAUUAGCUGAGUAGCUAGCAAAAUAUUUUUGUAAUUACUACCUUUUUUUUGGUUUUGUUAAAUUUAUAUAUAUAUAUGUGUGUAUAUAAGUGUGCAUAAGUAUAUAUUAUAAUCUAUAUAUAUAUAUAAAUUUUAUUUAAUUUUUUUUGGUUUUGGAGUACAAAACAUUUGUGACAUGUGUGUUUGCAUGACAAGAGGAAGAAACGAGUGCAAACGUGAAGAAUGCUUCUCUCUCGCUCUUGCGUGUGUGUUUCUGUGAAUUAGUUAUUGCUGCCUCCCAACCAUCGAGUACUUAAUUGUUAUUAAUAUAAAGUUCACGUUAGUGCACAAAUGGCCAUUUAAAGAGUUCUCGAAAUACAAUUGUUGAAUAAACCUUGUGUGAUUCGUCAACCUUUA